Molecule: messenger RNA, 258 nt
Organism: Staurois parvus
Lineage: Eukaryota; Metazoa; Chordata; Amphibia; Anura; Ranidae
Source: the annotation of a GenBank genome assembly
UGCAGUAAUAACCCCCAGCAUUGGUAUCAGUGGGUGCACAUUAGUGACAUUAGGUGCAGUCAGGAGCGGACUGACAACUCAUGGGGCCCCCGGGCAAUAGGGGAUCAUGGGGCCCCUGUGUCCUUGCCCAAACUCAAAAAAGCCUAUGAAAAAGGUACCAGGGGCAUUUCAUUGGGCCCCCUACUGACCCCGGGCCUUUGGGCAGUGCCCGAGUUUCCAAAUGGUCAGUCCGCCCCUGGGUGCAGUAUUAACCACCAG